AUGUUCGAUAGGCAGUGGUUUCAGGACAGAACUUUACGCGAUCCAGUUUUUCACCAGCAAGUGCUUGAUCAGUUGAAAGAAUUACCACGAAAACAGAAGAAGGCUCGAGAGCUGAGAAAACACUAUGAGAGCAUCCCGAGGUAUUUAAGGGACCAGGUGGACCCUCAUGACAGACCGACGCGGAUUGGGGAACAACUAAAGGGCAUGAGACACAUCAGUGGAGCCCAAGCUAGCAGGAAUCCUUCCCAAAACGCUGCUCCUAGCGACAGUGGUCUACCCGAACGAGGACAAGCUUCAGAUGGUCCUGCCCGAACUCCAUCAAGCCCAUUCGCACCCAUGGAUGUAUCCCAAGCCCAACCAGACCCACUCACAGGAAAACAUCCAGCACCCCCUCAACCCAGACGAGCAGACCGAGCGGCGCAAGCUAGAGGAGAACAACAGCCAGAGGCAUCUGCAAAUCAAUCAGUGAGAUCUGUAGCUGAUAGAAAAACCAAAUCCGAAAGUAUUAAGCUCAUCAGGCUAAUAGCCACCAACAAGGCAACAAAGGAUCAACUCCAGCAGUUCGAAGAAAACGUCGUUAUUCUAGGUCCAACGUUUCAUCGUCUGAUUGAUGAAGCCCAGCAAAUCUAUCAGAGAUUCUUGUCAACAGCCGAGGUAGCGCAGUUGCAACUCAUGAGAGCGCUUACUGCUCUUCGCCUCUCAAAACUCAUUGAACGAUCAGAAGUAGCUGAAGGAGCCAGAGUGGAGAAUGCUCUUGCGGAAGAAGAUUUUGCGCACCAAUUUUUGGAACUUCGACAUAACUCUCCCGAGGACUCCCCUAUACAAGUUGAUAUCGUCGACCGCGUAGCUGACAAUACAGCUGAUGAAAACGAAGUUCGUGAAUUUGCGUCCAGAAUGGAUCUUGAGAGGGGAUUCAAGGAAAUGGUCAAUGGCCGGCUGCAGCUGUAUUUUGCACGAUCACGGUAUGAUCGGUCGAUCCAGUUGAGGAUUACCAUGUUCCGGCUUUCCUUGUUGACAGAUUUGAUAUGGAAGCCCAAGGAGCUUCUCCUGCUCCACUGUGACGCGGUGACGUUGGCCGAGUGCCAAACAGCAAGCAUGUCUCGAUGGGGUCAAACUCCUGAAGCUGUUGCGGUUGAGGCCGCUUGGCAUCCACAUGAAGGAGGUGGUCAGGCUGGAAGAAGUCAGGCCCGAGGGGCUGAAGCAGCCGGGACUGGAGGUGCUAUAGCUAAGGAAGAUAUUCCCACCAGGAUGGGGAGUGCAGCAAAAAAUGUUGCCAGCAGAGGAGCAGCAGGAGGAGCAGCAGGAGGAGCAGCAGCAGAAGGAGCAGCAGCAGCAGGAGAAUCAGAAGGACUAGGACAAGGACGAGGCAGAGCCGCAGCCACACCUGGAAGGGCUACAGCCAAAAGGGAAGGCCGAGGUACUUCACCUCGCACUACAAGCAGCUAUAGCUGA
Endocarpon pusillum Z07020 is the source of this 1452-nucleotide messenger RNA. RefSeq lists its product as uncharacterized. The transcript has 2 exons. NCBI's taxonomy places the organism in Eukaryota, Fungi, Ascomycota, Eurotiomycetes, Verrucariales, Verrucariaceae. The record is from RefSeq and is a predicted model, not a curated record. The coding region runs from base 1 to 1452 and encodes 483 amino acids.